This is a messenger RNA of Procambarus clarkii (red swamp crayfish), 2358 nucleotides long. The record is from RefSeq and is a predicted model, not a curated record. NCBI's taxonomy places the organism in Eukaryota, Metazoa, Arthropoda, Malacostraca, Decapoda, Cambaridae.
AUGACCGUCUCAGCCAAGGACCGUCUGCGACACAUGCUGAGCUGGCCUGACUCUCCAUCUCCAAGAUUUUGGGCAGCAGCGCCGCCCGUUUCUGCCACGCCACACUACACAUUCUGCCACGCCACACUACACAUUCUGCCACGCCACACUACACAUUCUGCCACGCCACACUACACAUUCUGCCACGCCACACUACACAUUCUGCCACGCCACACUACACAUUCUACCACGCCACACUACACAUUCUGCCACGCCGCACUACACAUUCUGCCACGCCACACUACACAUUCUGCCACGCCACACUACACAUUCUGCAACGCCACACUACACAUUCUGCCACGCCACACUACACAUUCUGCCACGCCGCACUACACAUUCUGCCACGCCACACUACACAUUCUGCCACGCCACACUACACAUUCUGCCACGCCACACUACACAUUCUGCCACGCCACACUACACAUUCUGCCACGCCGCACUACACAUUCUGCCACGCCACACUACACAUUCUGCCACGCCACACUACACAUUCUGCCACGCCACACUACACAUUCUGCCACGCCGCACUACACAUUCUGCCACGCCACACUACACAUUCUUCCACGCCACACUACACAUUCUGCCACGCCACACUACACAUUCUGCCACGCCACACUACACAUUCUGCCACGCCGCACUACACAUUCUGCCACGCCACACUACACAUUCUUCCACGCCACACUACACAUUCUGCCACGCCACACUACACAUUCUGCCACGCCGCACUACACAUUCUGCCACGCCGCACUACACAUUCUUCCACGCCACACUACACAUUCUGCCACGCCACACUACACAUUCUGCCACGCCACACUACACAUUCUGCCACGCCGCACUACACAUUCUGCCACGCCACACUACACAUUCUGCCACGCCACACUACACAUUCUGCCACGCCACACUACACAUUCUUCCACGCCACACUACACAUUCUGCCACGCCACACUACACAUUCUGCCACGCCACACUACACAUUCUGCCACGCCACACUACACAUUCUGCCACGCCACACUACACAUUCUUCCACGCCACACUACACAUUCUGCCACGCCACACUACACAUUCUGCCACGCCACACUACACAUUCUUCCACGCCACACUACACAUUCUGCCACGCCACACUACACAUUCUGCCACGCCACACUACACAUUCUUCCACGCCACACUACACAUUCUGCCACGCCACACUACACAUUCUGCCACGCCACACUACACAUUCUGCCACGCCGCACUACACAUUCUGCCACGCCACACUACACAUUCUGCCACGCCACACUACACAUUCUUCCACGCCACACUACACAUUCUGCCACGCCACACUACACAUUCUGCCACGCCACACUACACAUUCUUCCACGCCACACUACACAUUCUGCCACGCCACACUACACAUUCUUCCACGCCACACUACACAUUCUGCCACGCCACACUACACAUUCUGCCACGCCACACUACACAUUCUACCACGCCACACUACACAUUCUGCCACGCCACACUACACAUUCUGCCACGCCACACUACACAUUCUGCCACGCCACACUACACAUUCUGCCACGCCACACUACACAUUCUGCCACGCCACACUACACAUUCUGCCACGCCACACUACACAUUCUGCCACGCCACACUACACAUUCUGCCACGCCACACUACACAUUCUGCCACGCCACACUACACAUUCUGCCACGCCACACUACACAUUCUGCCACGCCACACUACACAUUCUGCCACGCCACACUACACAUUCUGCCACGCCACACUACACAUUCUGCCACGCCACACUACACAUUCUGCCACGCCACACUACACAUUCUGCCACGCCACACUACACAUUCUGCCACGCCACACUACACAUUCUGCCACGCCGCACUACACAUUCUUCCACGCCGCACUACACAUUCUUCCACGCCACACUACACAUUCUGCCACGCCACACUACACAUUCUGCCACGCCACACUACACAUUCUGCCACGCCACACUACACAUUCUGCCACGCCACACUACACAUUCUGCCACGCCACACUACACAUUCUGCCACGCCACACUACACAUUCUGCCACGCCACACUACACAUUCUGCCACGCCACACUACACAUUCUGCCACGCCACACUACACAUUCUGCCACGCCACACUACACAUUCUGCCACGCCGCACUACACAUUCUGCCACGCCGCACUACACAUUCUGCCACGCCACACUACACAUUCUGCCACGCCACACUACACAUUCUGCCACGCCACACUACACAUUAAGGGUCCCGGUGGCACAGUUGGAUGCAGUAUUAGGUGAUAUAGAACAUAGACGUAAUAUCACAUGA